Molecule: messenger RNA, 938 nt
Organism: Opisthorchis viverrini
Lineage: Eukaryota; Metazoa; Platyhelminthes; Trematoda; Opisthorchiida; Opisthorchiidae
Exons: 6
Coding region: 1-888 (295 amino acids)
Molecular function (GO): oxidoreductase activity
Source: RefSeq, a predicted model, not a curated record
AUGCUACAUAGAGACUCCACAAAUUCCGUAAUAGAUCUCAUUUUUCAAGAAACGCGAAGCGGAUUUACGAAAAAACAUACUACUCGCAUGCCUCCCAGUGAACGUGAUCCGUGUGGGGCGAGACGGCCCAAGUGGUUAGAGCGCGAAUUUACCGACCGGAAGGUCCGUGGUUCGAACCCAACCUCUGCCUCCCAACUUCCCCUGUCUAGACUUAGGCAACCUGGCAGUAUCCCAGUCCUCGUGUUUCCUUCGGGUAGUAUGGCAGUUAGGCACCGGAAGGGUGUCACAGCUGAGAGGUGGGAAAUGCGUCGUCAACUGGUUACGGUGUACGUCGUACGUCCGGGUCGACAUUCCCCUCCCCGGCAGUCGCCAGAUCCAAACUCCGAACUUGACCCUCAGAAUCUGCAACCCGGCCUCGAUGCCCCCUUCCUAAUUGAUCCGAAGCGCCUUUUUCUGGAACGUCGUGGUCUUUCCGGCGAGUUUAUCGUCUAUUCGGAUAAUCCGCAGUGGGACUCUGUUCAGCAGUCGUCGACUUCCGAAACUGCUGAAAAACUUGACGUGGACUACACCUUCUUCAAACGUGAACUGAGCAAACAGCUCGGCCAUCGUAUCCCAUCCUUGGCUUCAGCAGAGGUCACUUCCGCGUGGACGGCUAUUUGUGACUACAACACAGUUGACCAGAACUUGAUCAUCGGUCACCAUCCGUUCUAUGUGAAUAUGUUCUUUUGCAACGGAUCUAGCGGACACGGAGCACAACAUGCCAUCGCCAUCGGACGUGCCGUCUCAGAGCUCAUCAUCUACGGACAUUAUAAAUCGAUCGAUCUGACCCGGUUUUGCUUUGAACGACUUUGUUUGAACGAACCUGUUGAAGAGACAAAUGCUUUCUAGUGAUCAAUAUAGGUGAUUCUUUUUUGCCUUGUCGGAAUGUCUUGCUCAAC